Messenger RNA from Rhinolophus ferrumequinum (greater horseshoe bat), 2124 nucleotides. RefSeq names its product notum, palmitoleoyl-protein carboxylesterase (gene NOTUM). The transcript is spliced from 11 exons. The coding region runs from base 285 to 1772 and encodes 495 amino acids. The record is from RefSeq and is a predicted model, not a curated record. Lineage: Eukaryota; Metazoa; Chordata; Mammalia; Chiroptera; Rhinolophidae. Gene Ontology annotation, molecular function: hydrolase activity.
GCUCAUUGGCGCGGGCCGGAGCCAGAGCACCCAGACCCUGCGCUGCACUCGGCCGGCCGCAAGCGCGGAGCCCGAGCUGUCCAGGCCACGGCGCCGGGCCACGAGAGCCUCGACGCCGACCGCCCACGCCUCCUCGGCCGGGCCCAGAGCGGGGAGCAGGGCGAGCGAGCAGGCGCGGCCGGCGCCCCGCCGCUCAGACGCCCCCGGCCCGGCGCCCCCACCGCUGCUGCCGGCUCACGGCCACCCGCUCUCCGCAGGUGGCCGCGGGCGCGAGCGGCGCGGCCAUGGCCCGAGGGGUGCGCGUGCUGCUGCUGCUGGGCCUGCUGCAUUGGGCCGGGGGCGGCGAGGGGAGGAAGACCUGGCGGCGCCGUGGCCAGCAGCCGCCCCCGCAGCGGGCCGAGGCGGCGCCCGCGGCCGGACAGCCGGUGGAGAGCUUCCCGCUGGACUUCACGGCCGUGGAGGGCAACAUGGACAGCUUCAUGGCGCAGGUCAAGAGCCUGGCGCAGUCCCUGUACCCCUGCUCCGCGCAGCAGCUCAACGAGGACCUUCGCCUGCACCUCCUGCUCAACACGUCAGUGACUUGUAACGACGGCAGCCCCGCCGGCUACUACCUGAAGGAAUCCAAGGGCAGUCGGCGGUGGCUACUCUUUCUGGAAGGCGGCUGGUACUGCUUCAACCGGGAGAACUGCGACUCCCGGUACGACACCAUGCGGCGCCUCAUGAGCUCCAGGGACUGGCCACGAACCCGCACAGGCACGGGGAUCCUGUCCUCCCAGCCAGAGGAAAACCCCCACUGGUGGAACGCCAACAUGGUCUUCAUUCCCUACUGCUCCAGUGACGUCUGGAGUGGGGCUUCAUCCAAGUCUGACAAGAAUGAAUAUGCCUUCAUGGGCGCCCUCAUCAUCCAGGAGGUGGUGCGAGAGCUCUUGGGCAAAGGGCUGAGCGGGGCCAAGGUGCUGCUGCUGGCAGGGAGCAGCGCUGGGGGCACGGGCGUGCUCCUGAACGUGGACCGUGUGGCCGAGCGGCUGGAGGAGUUGGGCUACCCGGCCAUCCAGGUGCGCGGCCUGGCUGACUCAGGCUGGUUCCUGGACAACAAGCAAUACCUGCGCACGGACUGCCUGGACACUGUCACCUGUGCACCCACGGAGGCCAUCCGCCGUGGCAUCAGGUACUGGAACGGCAUGGUCCCCGAACGCUGUCGGCGCCAGUUCAAGGAGGGUGAAGAGUGGAACUGCUUCUUUGGCUACAAAGUCUACCCCACCCUGCGCUGCCCGGUGUUCGUGGUGCAGUGGCUGUUUGACGAGGCCCAGCUGACUGUGGACAACGUGCACCUCACGGGCCAGCCGCUGCAGGAGGGCCAGUGGCUGUACAUCCAGAACCUGGGCCGGGAGCUGCGGGACACUCUCAAGGACGUGUCGGCCAGCUUCGCCCCCGCCUGCCUCUCCCACGAGAUCAUCAUCCGAAGCCACUGGACAGAUGUCCAGGUGAAGGGGACCUCGCUGCCCCGGGCGCUUCACUGCUGGGACAGAAGCCUCCACGACAGCCACAAGGCCAGCAAAGCCCCUCUGAAGGGCUGCCCAGUCCACCUGGUGGACAGCUGCCCCUGGCCGCACUGCAACCCGUCCUGCCCCACCAUCCGAGACCGGUUCACGGGGCAGGAGAUGAACGUGGCCCAGUUCCUCAUGCACAUGGGCUUCGAUGUGCAGACCAUGGCGCAGCAGCAGGGCCUGGAGCCCAGUAAACUGCUGGGCAUGCUGAGCAGCGGGAGCUAGGGGGUCCCCUGAGGCCACCCAGGCCCUCCCAGGACAGACAGGGCCCCGGCCAUCCCCCCCGCCCCCCCCUGCCCGCCGCAGCCUUCACUGCCCCUCUCCCACUGCGUUCAGGAGGCCCAGCCGGAAGGGUGGACCUGCCGUUUGCCCCAGGGGUGGUCUCAGGGCCGCUGUCCCCCCACUCGCCUCCCCCGCCUCCAGCCCAGGGUGGGGAGCCAGAAGCACUGGAUUCCUCAGCCCCUCAGCCCCAGCCUCUCCUGUCCUUUUGUAUUAUUUUAUAAAGUGACUUUUUUAUUACUUUAAUUUUUUAAAAAAGGAAAAUAAGCAAGAAAUAUAUGAUGAAUGAUAUUGUUUU